AUAUUUCUCGGCUUAUUACCAAAGAUUCCUCCUUUCCUGCUGCUGUAUCCACUCCGAAGCCCGAAGGCCUUACUCCCCCGCACGCGGAUGGACGCCGCUGCAGUCCUUCUCCCCUUCCGUCCUCCCGAAUGCACCCUCCGGCGACGCCGAACCAGCGCCGGUGUCCCACCUCGGCUCCGUCGUGCUCUUCGUCGGCCGCUUAUCUUUGGUGAUCUCCUGCCCACCUCUUUUCGGUCCAGAGGAUGUGACUUGUAUCGUCGUAGAGGCAUGCAUAUUAGACGAAAUGCAACUGGGAAGCUGUUGUGCAGCCAAGUGAAAUUGGAGGAUGAUCUUGAUGAUGAAACAUGUGAACUCGUCAGUGGAGUUGAUCUUGUUAUAGGGGAGGAUCAGGACAGUAUUUCUGCAUACUUAUUGAAGGCAGUCAAGAAUAACAAUGGAACAGGCGUGCUGCUUUUGUCCGAUGUAUGUGGUUUUGAAUAUCCACCUACAAGGGACUUUGCAUAUCAAGUGGCUUGCCAUGGUUUCAAUGUUUUGGUCCCUGACUUGUUUCGUGGGAAUCCAUGGAAGAAAGGCUGGACAGUUGACAGAUAUGAGCAUUGGUUAUCUGAACAAUUAUCAGAAAGGGUGGCCAGAGACAUUGACACAUGUGCAAAGUGGAUGAUCGAUGAAUUCAUGGCAGCUGGAAUAUCAAAAAAGCUUGGCAUAAUUGGCUUCUGCUUUGGUGGUGGACAUUUAAUUAAGGCCUUGGCUCGUGAUGAGCAGGCAUAUUUUGGCACUGGUAUCUGCUUCUAUGGAGCUAACAUAGACCCCUCCAAAGGGAGCAACAUCAAUGUUCCAGUCUUGUUUAUUUGUGGGGAUAAUGACCCCUUUUGUCCUGUCAACACCUUGCAUCAGAUCGAGAAGAAUAUUCAAAGUUCAAAGGUUGUAAUCUAUCAUGGGAGAGGUCAUGGGUUUGCUCAUCAACCAGAAUCCGAGGAAGAUGAUCAAGCUGCAGAGGAUGCAUUUGCCAUCAUGAGGAAUUGGUUGCAUGAUAAUUUGCUCGUAAGCAAGAACUAGAUUAUGUAUCACUAGCGGGAAAUUGGUUUUCUGUACAACAAGCUGCUAUUUCUCUUGUAUUUCAUGUUUGAUUCGAAUUCAAGUAUAUAUUGGUAAUUUGUGACUGUUGAAUGA
Messenger RNA from Musa acuminata AAA Group (dessert banana), 1170 nucleotides. RefSeq lists its product as uncharacterized. The record is from RefSeq and is a predicted model, not a curated record. Gene Ontology annotation, cellular component: chloroplast. The coding region runs from base 88 to 1056 and encodes 322 amino acids. The transcript is spliced from 3 exons. Gene Ontology annotation, molecular function: hydrolase activity. NCBI's taxonomy places the organism in Eukaryota, Viridiplantae, Streptophyta, Magnoliopsida, Zingiberales, Musaceae.